AUGGCUUCCCAGACAGAGACAAAAUACAUUCCUGAGCCGUCUCCUUCAGCAUCACUGGCUCUAGAGUCAGAAAAGUCCAGAAAGGAGAACGAAACUUCUCUAGCCACUGUUCCUCCCCCGCCAAAUGGAGGCAUUGUUGCUUGGCUCCAGGUAUUGGGCGCAUUUUUAAUUUUCUUCAAUUGCUGGGGCGUGAUCAACACUUUUGGGGUGUUCCAGUCCUAUUAUGAAUCGACUCUACUUUCCCAGGAAUCCCCAUCGGCCAUCUCUUGGAUUGGCACGAUCCAAGGGUUUCUUCUAUUCUUGGUUGGGCUAAUCGCUGGCCCGAUUUUCGACAAAGGAUACCCUCGAAGCCUCGUUAUUGCCGGAGGGUUCCUGGUGGUAUUUGGUUUGAUGAUGACCUCGCUGUCGACGCAAUAUUACCAAGUCUUCUUAGCCCAUGGUAUCGCUGUUGGAAUUGGCUGUGGGUUUCUCUUUCUCCCUAGCGUUGCUAUUGUCGCUACAUAUUUUACUACCCGACGGGCUCUGGCAACGGGGAUUACAGCGUCUGGAGGUAGUAUCGGCUCCGUAAUCUACCCCAUCGUCUUCCACAAACUGAUCGACCGCGUGGGAUUCGGCUGGACAACCCGAAUCAUCGCCUUCAUCGCCCUGGGAGGCCUCUGCGUCUCUCUCGCCGUAAUGAAGAUGCGCCUGCCACCACCAAAACAAGCCCGCCCACUCCUCGACAUGACCGCGUUCAAAGAAGUGCCCUUCAUGGUCUUGUCAUGCGGACUCUUCUUUGUCUUCAUCGGCAUGUACUUCCCCUUCUUCUACCUCCCCAGCUAUUUCAACAACUUCCUUCACUCCAACGACGACCUCUCUUUCUACAGCCUUGCCAUUCUCAACGCCGCCUCGGUGUUCGGCCGCAUCCUGCCGGGGCUCGCCGCGGACAGCGUCGGCUCCCUCAACACGAUUAUCCCCAUGGGCGUCAUCACUGCCGUCCUGGCCUAUGCGUGGAUUGGCAUUCGGAACAUUGCGGGGACGAUCGUGUUCACUUGUAUCUAUGGGAUUUCGUCGGGGGCAAUCGUGUCGUUGCUGCCGACUAUUGUCGCGCGCCUGAGCCCAAGCAUGGGCAUUGUCGGUACCCGCAUGGGGAUGUGCUUUAUGUUCGCCGGGUUGGGUUUGUUGAUUGGGAACCCCAUUGCGGGUGCCUUGCUGGAUCUGGAGAAUGCUGUUUUCUGGAAGUCGCAGGUUUUCUGUGCUGUUAUGCUUACUGCGGGCGUGACCCUGAUUGCUGUGGUGCGGGUGUUGAAAUGGAGACAGGGAGAGGAGUGGAAGAUGUAG
Penicillium alfredii is the source of this 1320-nucleotide messenger RNA. Its product is annotated as MCT family MFS transporter. The record is from RefSeq and is a predicted model, not a curated record. Gene Ontology annotation, biological process: transmembrane transport. The transcript is spliced from 3 exons. Lineage: Eukaryota; Fungi; Ascomycota; Eurotiomycetes; Eurotiales; Aspergillaceae. Gene Ontology annotation, molecular function: transmembrane transporter activity. Gene Ontology annotation, cellular component: fungal-type vacuole membrane. Bases 1 to 1320 code for a protein of 439 amino acids.